This is a messenger RNA of Cyphellophora europaea CBS 101466, 1893 nucleotides long. RefSeq lists its product as uncharacterized. Lineage: Eukaryota; Fungi; Ascomycota; Eurotiomycetes; Chaetothyriales; Cyphellophoraceae. The coding region runs from base 1 to 1893 and encodes 630 amino acids. The record is from RefSeq and is a predicted model, not a curated record. The transcript is spliced from 2 exons.
AUGUCUAAGGACAACCCACAUACACAGUUUAUCCUCUCCACGCCAACUGACCGUGGAGCAUGGUACCAAGACAGAAAGCCAGCAGUAUCAAUCAUCAACUCACAUAUCGCCAGCUUGAAGAGAAAGAAAUCCAAGAAAUCCGCGGUUCCAAAUCAGCCUCAAAACAUAAACAUAGAAUUGCCUCGUCAGGGUGACGACAACAACAGCAUCUCCUCGACUAUCUCCCUAGAUACACCACCUCAACCUGUACCAGUAGAUUACACUGGCCUCUCAUUACGUGUACUGGAAGAUAUCUUCGCGAAUGAAGACCUAGAUACGAGCGAAUGGCAGGAUUUGGAACACGUCGAAGAAACGUCGGACCAUCCCAACGCCUCACGACAGAUUAUAGCUUACAGCCAUGAUGGCACAGGUGCUCAGAAUUCGAACCGAGGAUCAUCUCUUCACAAGCAGACACGAUCGUCAGGGACUGCUUCGAAGAUGUGGCACAAUCCAAAGUCGACAGCAAUAAGCAAAAUCAAUCCAACUAUUCACCCGUCACGAGCGUCUCGCAAAACCAACACUGCUAAAAGCACAAACUCUCGUUGUGCAUCUCCUCCGAGUGUGUCCAGCGUACCAAUCCACAUUGGCGGCAGCCUAGAUCCCUUCCUUCGCUUGCCGAUCCAAGUGUCUAUGAAAGAGCGACAGCUGCUCUACUACUUUCUCACCGAGGGACGUCAGCGGCUAUUUGGAACUUCAUCCAUUCCGUUAUACUGCCCAGCGGUACACGUUGUCAGGAACGGUGCACUUGAACGGCUUGCCGCAUAUGCCGAGACUCAUAUCGUUCUGGCUGAGCAUACAAUCUGCAAACUUCGAGGCACUCCGUUGUCUGCAAAUUUCUUCCGUCGUCGGGCAAAUGCUUAUAGGUCGGUCGCAGAGCUAAUGCGGAACCCAGAUGCCAGCUUUGACGAGCAGAUGAUGGCGAUGAUGUGCAUUAUGCUUACCGAGCACUUUCUUGGUCGAUCUGAUCUGCAGCUUCUUCAUCUCAGAGCCAUGCAUGACCUGGUGGAGCGAAAUGGUGGUAUACAAGCGGUCUUUCAGUCUCCAGACCCAACUUCUCCGGAUGUUGGACCACUGAUUGCGCCCGGUUUUUACAUAUCCCAGUAUCAUUUUGUUGAAUUCGACUCCGAUAGAACCAGUUUCGCUGCUGCGAAAGCGAUCGAUGCGUUCUUCUGCUAUCUCAGCCAGAUCCAAGCCUGGACGCUUCGUCACCAGGUACUUGGAGCCGCUUCGGGCGCGCAUACGGGCGCGCAUUCCCCAGUCUACACGUCAGAAAGAGCAAACAACAAGAGUCUCCUACAGAGACUUCGAGCUUCCUUGCUAGCGGCCGUGGACCAUUACCUACGCGACCCAACAGCACCUUACUAUCGGGCGGCUGGAAUUUUCCACUUAUUAUUCUUCCUGUGCGCCAAUAUGACCGAGUUCGACCUGGACGCUGAUACAGCAACGAAGUUCCUCUUACUAUCGCAGUCAUACAUGAAAAACAGUGUUGACGAUCGGUUCGGGGAGCCUGUAUGGGAUCAAUCGACCGACAGUGUGGACCUUCGCCGACUCCAUCCUGCUACUUCCAUGUGCCUCAUUGCUAAAGCCAUGGAGGGAAUCCAAAGCGAUGAGGUAGGUGGGAAGUGGAUCUAUAGACCACCAAAGCAGCGUGUUCGAAGCGCAGAUGUUUCUGUUGCCGAGGCCACUGUCAACGCCAUGAAAGUAUUCGCGCUACUUGGCACGUCUGCAAGGCUGCGCAUAGGUCGAGGACUGUACCGGUGCUGCAUGAUAACCAGUGAGCUGACACUGGGUGAGAGUUUCUCUGAGGAAGAACUCGAUGAUCUGAAGCUGGAAUUGGGGCGGGGACGUAUCUGA